Molecule: messenger RNA, 606 nt
Organism: Lasiosphaeria miniovina
Lineage: Eukaryota; Fungi; Ascomycota; Sordariomycetes; Sordariales; Lasiosphaeriaceae
Exons: 2
Source: RefSeq, a predicted model, not a curated record
AGCGACGAGGAGUUCUUCCAGGCCUUGCGAGCUACAUACUGCCAGAUGCGAGGGUGGUUUCGUCGCCUGUUCAGUUUCCGCGUGUACCACCACUGCGAGUUUGCUCACGUCGAGCGAAUCGGCGUCGACGCCUACGUCCCCAGCGACCUCCGGCCGUCUUUCCCGGACCCGAGCGACGCGGCCUACGCCUUCGCGCCCAAGCCGCCGAAGCCGGUCCCGCCCAUCAACGCGCACGAGUUCAAGCGGCGCUUCUACGCAUGCCCGCGUCUCGACCCCCACAUCCGUUACCUGCCCGGCAGCGGGCACACGUGCGCACGGUACACGGGCGUGAGCGGCGCGCUGGGCCGCAUCCCCAAGCGCGACGCGCCGCUCAGCACGCGCGCGCCCGACCGCGAGGUCGUCUGGGGGCUGGUGGCCGUCGAGUGCCCGUCGCUGGCCAGGGUGUUUGCGUACCACGUGCUGGCGCUGGCCGGGCCGUUUGCGUUUUGGGUCGUGUGGCAGACCAAACUGGGGCACGGCGACGACUGGCAGAACGCGUCGAUCCCGUUCGCCGUCGUGUGUGUCCUGCUGUCCAUGUUCUGGUUUCCGCUGCUGCAGAAGAGUUAA